GGAACCACAGCAUGUCUACGUUUUUUUGUGACUAAGAUUUUAGCCAAGUGUUUAGAAUGAUUUUCUAAUGCCUCGAUACGCAGCGUCGAACUCAAAGCAUUCAGUUUACAUUUUCGGAAUAAGCUAACCAGUUACCCACCUGGAAGUACUUUGUCGUAGGAACAACUUUUUUUCUAAUUCCAAACUGUCGUAUGGAAGGUUUAGGGGUACCUGCAAAAUCAAGGUAGCUACAGUAAUUGCUAACUAACGUUAGCUAGCUGAGCUACUCUAUUUGAUCUGAGCCACUAGUCUAUGACAAACAAUAGGCUACUCCAUGUACAGAUAAUUCAUGUAUUGCAAUCAAUGCGCCCUUGCAAGUGUCAUAUUUGCCGUCAAUAUAGACUUCAAUACAUAGCUAGUUAGCAAGAUGAUUUGGCUACUUGGUGGUACUCACUAUUCGUUUAUGUUAUGUGUCAAGUCUCAUUGGAUCUAACAUUACUGCAGUGAGAUGCAAGUUAAGAUUGUCAGGUAGCCUGAGGCUAGGGUGGACUCCCUUGGUCAGUUGGUAUAGGCCUAACAAUACACUUGGAAUCAACUGUAGUUACACCACUAUCUAAUAUUACAGAACGUAUUUCCUCAGAAUUUUCACUGUUGUAAAAAGGCUUUAUAAAAAUCAAUUUGAUUUAUAUGCUUAAGGAGAUAGGCCUGGACAGCUACUUGGACAUUACUAGGUCUAACCAAACUAUAUUUAAGUUGACCCUGGGUGUCACCCAGAUAGCUAGUUUAGUUGGUGUGAGAUGGAUGUAGAUAUAAAGCCAGAGGAGGAUGAGGUGGAGAUAUCCCCAGCUGUCAUUUUGUCUGACACUUUUGAUGCAAGUUAUUCAUAUGCCGAAAAUGGAUAUGACAUAGCAAAACAACGGCUUAUUUGUAAUCUGUUAGAAGAUACAAAAUCAAGUGAUGGGGAGAUUAAAAUGAAUUCAACAAAAGUUGGUACUCCACUUCAAACAGCAGUAAAUGUGGGUGGUAAAGGUGUUGUUCGUGUUCACACAGAACAGGAUAGACCAAGCACCCCUGUAGGGAAUUUAAUCAAAGAGGAGUCAUGUUUUUACAUGUCACCCAGUGAUAUUCAGAUUGGAAAAGUAUGUACCUUGUCUCGGUCUGUCCUGGUCAGCAACAUUAAACAGGCAAAUGUGAUGCCCUUUGCAGAGGAAGUGGUGAAAAACUGCUACCCCUUGUGCAAAGAAAUAGGUGUGGAAUUUGAUGUGAGAUCCAAACCGGCAUCCAAAACAAAACUUGACUCACAGUUACUGACUAAUGGCGUAAUGUAUGAGGUUCAUAAGUUUGCAAAAAAUACAAAAAGGAGUUAUAUGUAUACCGUCUAUAAUAUUCUGAAAUAUAAUUUUGAUGUACGUUUUCAAAAUCAGAAACGCUGUCAAAAUGCCAUACAUAUUGCAUCUAAACUCAAACGAAUGGCCAAACGGAAACAUGUCGCAGAUAAAGACUUUUCAAAAGAAGUGUUUAUAAUACCGCUUGUGACUAGACAAUACAAGAAAAAAGAGGCUAAUCCACCUGCAAGAUUGUCAAAAAGACAAUUGGAUUUGAAAGGGAUACAAGAGGCAGACGAUACAGAGGAGAAGAUGAACUCCCAGAAGAUGGUUAACAAGACCGGUUUGAAAUAUCUGAUCGCUGAUGCAAGGACUGCAUGGUCUCUGCAUGCUGAAGAGAUCAUCUCUAUCGAAACAGAUGAAACUGUCAAGCUUGGCCAAGAUAAUGGACCCACUGACUUCUGCUUAAAGGAGUCUGACGUUCACUCUGGGGUCACAGAGCAAACCCCAUACCCAGAGAACUACCAAGUUGACAUUUGCAGGAAAAUGAUCAAUGAAAUUGUUACGAGUGGUGAAAUGCAACAGAUGAGAUGGAUUUUUGUAACCUUUUCAAAGUGUUUUGGUGCUGGGACUGGUUCCGAAAAGAAAUUUGAACAAAUCCUCGCUGAAUACAGAUCAGACAUCCUACCACUGAUGGUUGAGAAACAUUGUGGCUUUAGUUCCACUGAAAAGACAAUGAUGUGCCUUGUAAGUCAGCUCUUUUGUGGCUUACAUUUGAUUGAUGGCUUUGCUCACCAGGCAAAAACAACUCUUCUACUUUGGGAAAAUAUGAUUUUAGGAGAUAAAGAAAUAGAAGUCCAUAGCUCCCCUAACAUUAGGACAACGGAGUUGGAGUCUGGAACAGUGCAUUUGGUGAGUUCUGUGAGUAUUGCUGUGCAAGAGCUUGGAUGGGCAGAGGACGGUCAGCUUGUUCCGUUCGAAACCUUUUUGACCAGCAAAAAAGAAUUUGAUGAAGUUCCUUUGUCUCUAUCCAUUGGACAUAGAAUUGAUGGUCUGUUUCAUAAUUCUGCUGGGGUGUAUAGCAUCCAUGAUGAUUUGGUUGAGUUUACCAGUACGUAUGGAGCUGAGAGUAGUUUGCUUGCGGCUGUUGUUGCUGAUUUGGAGGUUCAACAGUUCAAGGCCGGAUGCAGAGCUCUGGGUCUGGUUUCCAAGCUUAUCAUUGAUCCUCUCUGGAGAGCCUUAACUUUGAAGGGAAACGUGUUGGAGAUGGAAGAAAGAUACCAAACCCUUGUUACCAAACUCAAGGAAUGGCAGGAUGAUGGGAGAGGCCUUGUUAAAGGAAAUGCAUGCUUGUUUGAUGACAUUGAGGUACCCAAGAACCUUGUGUUUGAUAGGCUUACCAUGUGGACCGACACAGACUCUUUUGAGUUGACUGUUCAGAUUGUUGAGUUGAUCCUAGCCAGUUUUCUGAAGGUAUGUUCUAUGAUGCGUCCAGUCGAUCCAGAGCUCCCGUCAAAGACAAAUGAUCGAUUCAGAAAGGAUUUGGCAAUAUUACAUCAAUUGCAAAAAGCUAAGUCAAAUGCAGUCAGUAUUGCCAUUGAAGGCAUGGAAAUGUGCAAGAAGAAUCACACUUGGGAAUGGCUGUCCUUUUUGGAUGAACCAAAAAUAGUGUCAAUGAGGAGAACAUUCCAGACAGUGUAGGCAAAGGAAGAAGAAAAGCUCUCUGCCACACCUGCAGAAGAAUGAAAAUUGUAAAGUAAUAGCCAUGAAAGAUAUCUUUUUUUAUUUUAUUUUAUUGGUUUGGUACUCAUCUAUUUACUAGUAAACCACAGUACAGAACCUUUUAAUAGCAUGGCAUCUUUCAAAAAAUGCAUGAAUGUGCUAUUUUUCUAGUGCCUUAGCUUUUGUGUUCAAAUAAACAGCAAUGCAACCUCAGAUGAGUUCAGACAAGUAGAUUAAAAGUAUAAUAUAGUUAGUUACAUUGUAUACCUAUUUUGUACUAUACUGUAUAGCCUAAAUAUGUUCAAACGUGGUGUCAGUAAAUGUUGAAUGUCGAAUAACGCUUAUCAAUUUGGUACCACAUGUGAAUGGUUCCACGUGCUUACCUGUUUUUAUAUUGUUUGAAAUCCAAUGUAGAGGUUUUUCACGAAGUGUGCUGUCAGGAAAGGUGUAGAGGCUUUGUCACAAUAGUUGAAUUUGCAGAUUCCCUUGGCCUUCUAUUCACUUUUGAUGCCUUGUUUAUGAAAAAAAGAACAUGAUCAUUUUGAGAAGAGACCAGUUGUUAUUUUAGUGUUAUUAGCUUAUUUCUGGACCAUUUUUUUUGUUUGACCUUUGAAUUGCCUACUUGAAUGGUCAACUUAAAUAUAAACAAGAUGGAGAGCAAGGCUCUGAAAGUUGUCUACUUUUCCAUUGUCAAAACGAGUCAUGCUUUGUUUUAUUUUAUUUUUAAAUACAUUUUUAAAUCAUAUUUUGGUCAUCUGUUUGAGAGCCUGUUUUAUCUCUAUAUUUUUGUUGGAGAUCAAGAUGUUUUCAUUAGGACAAAUGCACUGCAGUGCUUUUCUAUCUGCUGCAGCAUUCAAUGUUGCACAUUUCUGUAGACUUCAGGAAGAACAUGCUUUUAUAUAUAAACAUCAAAUAAUUUGCAAAAGGCAGAGUUCCAGGUUUGUGAUGUCCACCAUGAGAGAUUCUUAUUGAAGUUGAGCCAGUGACUGUGUGUACCGGUGAAAAAAAAAUAUAAAAAAAUAGCGGGGGUGGGGGGGGUUCUGGGGACCUCCCUGGAAAACAAAAUAUGUAUCCUCUGCUUGAAACAAUUACGGGAUGUGAAGUCUGAUUCUGUCCUCAACUUGUUGACCUGCUCUGAGGAUGUUGGACACCACUGUUGCACCUUCAGCCAUGACUUUUUUUCAUGUCAGUCGAUGGGCUGACUGACCUUAAGGCGCAGAAGGUGUUUUAAGGUAUAGGAGGAGGUCUGGUGCAGUGGGGUGUUCCAGGUCCGCAACACUUGAGGAGAAAACGUCUUAAUCAUGAUGGUAAGGUCCUCUGUUUGCCAUACUAGAGAGACACACUCUGUUUCCGUCCUCAACUUGCGGACCUGCCCUGAGGAUGUUAUACACCACUGUUGCGCCUUCAGUCAUGUUGAUUUCCGACUGGUUGUCUUUGGACUACAUGCCAUGGGCUGACUGACCUGAACCUUUACCAGGACAGAAAUACAAUGUUCAUCACUUUCCUCAUAUUGGACUACUCUGAUUAGUUAUGAGGUCACAGGAAAUAGACUCAUUACUCAUAAAUCAUUGCAGCUCACUUGACUGCAUCUGACUGUGGAUAGCAGAGCUCUCUGGUGUUUCACCAUUUGAAAUUAAACAACAAAAAUGUAAAUGACCAUUGUUUUACACUUCCGACAUAUCGCAGCAGUAAGAGUAGUAUUCUACCCGACUCAUAUAAACAACAUCCUUGAGUGUUUCGUUGAUUAAUGUAUCUUUAUAAAAUUGUAUUCCUUUUUUCCUGUAAAAAACCUGUAGACAUGCAUGAUCCUGUAAAUAUUUACAAGGAACAUAAAUCUCACUACUUGGUAUUUUUAUAUGGGGAUUGUGAAAAAUAUAUUUAAUGUAGUUUUGUAUGGUAAUUGUAAAUCAAAUUUGUUUUCAUUGGACUAGUCCAUAAGAUUUUUGUUAGGAUUUGUUUGUCUUCACCAACUGUUCUUAAUUAUGCAACCUUUUUUGUCCAAUUAUCUCCACGUAAUACAGCCAGCUUUUCCAUUCUUGGU
Molecule: messenger RNA, 5067 nt
Organism: Oncorhynchus tshawytscha (Chinook salmon)
Lineage: Eukaryota; Metazoa; Chordata; Actinopteri; Salmoniformes; Salmonidae
Exons: 5
Coding region: 777-3005 (742 amino acids)
Molecular function (GO): 3'-5'-RNA exonuclease activity
Source: RefSeq, a predicted model, not a curated record